AUGGCUGAGGCGGCGACAACCGAGGCAUCUAGUUUGGUCGGGACGCUUGAGACAGAAGUGGAGAUCAAAGCUUCGGCUGGACAGUUUCAUCACAUGUUCGCCGGGAGACCACACCAUGUCUCCAAAGCAUCUCCGGGCACCGUUCAGGGCUGUGAGAUUGACGAUGGUGACUGGGGGAAAGUCGGCUCUAUCAUCUUCUGGAACUACGUGACUCCUAAGCAUGGAGAGCCCGGGAGUGUGGUGCAUUGGCACUUCGAGUACGAGAAAAUAACUGAGGAGGUGGCUCAUCCUGAAACUCUUCUCCAGUUAGCCGUUGAACUCUCCAAAGAAAUCGACGAGCAUCUCGUGUCCGAGGAAUAG
Thlaspi arvense is the source of this 360-nucleotide messenger RNA. Lineage: Eukaryota; Viridiplantae; Streptophyta; Magnoliopsida; Brassicales; Brassicaceae. The record is from the annotation of a GenBank genome assembly.